This is a messenger RNA of Carica papaya (papaya), 1206 nucleotides long. Its product is annotated as glucan endo-1,3-beta-glucosidase-like. NCBI's taxonomy places the organism in Eukaryota, Viridiplantae, Streptophyta, Magnoliopsida, Brassicales, Caricaceae. Gene Ontology annotation, biological process: carbohydrate metabolic process. The record is from RefSeq and is a predicted model, not a curated record. Gene Ontology annotation, molecular function: hydrolase activity, hydrolyzing O-glycosyl compounds.
GAAGUUAUAUCUAAUCCCUUCUCUUCUCCUUGUUUGGUUUCUCAUCUCUCAAAUAUUUGGCCAUGGCCAUAUUGCCCCGAAAAUCCCAUUUCUUACCUCCCAUGCUGCUAUUCCUUGCCUUCCUCCUCGCUACUUUCGGUAACACAGCUGCUCAGAUAGGUGUUUGCUAUGGCAGAAUAGGCAACAAUCUUCCCCCACCAUUAGAAGUCAUCGCUCUUUACAACCAGAGAAACAUUCGUCGGAUGAGAAUCUAUGAUCCUGACCAUGGAGUCCUUCAAGCUCUAAGAGGUUCCAAUAUUGAAGUCAUGCUCGGUCUCCCCAAUCCUGAUCUUCAAAGAAUCGCCUCCAGCCAAGCUGCUGCCGAUGCCUGGAUCCAAACUAAUGUCAGAAAUUUUCCCGAUGUUCGUUUCCGAUACAUCGCUGUCGGCAAUGAAGUCCAGCCUUCUAAUUUCUUCGCACAGUUCCUUGUCCCUGCAAUGGAGAAUAUUCAGCGUGCACUUACAAAUGCCGGUCUUGCUAACCAAAUCAAAGUCUCCUCCGCCAUUGACACCGGAACGCUUGCCACCUCUUCCCCACCUUCAAAGGGUUCAUUCAAGGAAAAUUUCAUGCCAAUUCUUAACCCCCUCGUUCGUUUUCUUGUCAACAACCGAUCACCGUUGUUGGUUAAUAUUUAUCCUUACUUUAGUUUCAUUAACAACAUGAGAGAUAUCCAUCUUGAUUUCGCACUCUUCACGGCCCCGAAUGUAGUCUUUAGCGACCCACCGUUGAACUACCAGAGUCUCUUUGAUGCGAUUCAUGACUCUGUGGUGGCCGCACUUGAAAAGAUUGGUGGAGGGUCACUGGAGAUCGUGGUGUCGGAGAGUGGUUGGCCAUCAUCCGGCGGGACAGCGACAAGCAUUGACAACGCGAGAACUUACAACAACAAUUUGAUUCAGCAUGUGAAGCGAGGAACACCUAAGAGGCCAAGACCAAUAGAGACUUAUAUUUUCGCUAUGUUUGAUGAAAAUCAGAAGAAUCCUGAAUUUGAGAAGUUUUGGGGGCUCUUUGCACCAAACAAGCAGCCUAAAUAUCCAGUCAGUUUCAACUGAUUAGCAUCAUCCAUACAUAGACACACACGUAUUACUAAAUCUAAAAUAAUAAUUACUCACUAUAUUGUAAUUCUCUUGGAAAAAAUCAUCUUUUAAGUAUAAUUAAGAAAAAAUUAGU